Molecule: messenger RNA, 255 nt
Organism: Sclerotinia sclerotiorum 1980 UF-70
Lineage: Eukaryota; Fungi; Ascomycota; Leotiomycetes; Helotiales; Sclerotiniaceae
Exons: 2
Coding region: 1-255 (84 amino acids)
Source: RefSeq, a predicted model, not a curated record
AUGUUCACAUAUCAGUGCCACAAGGUCAAUGAACCCACUUUGCUGCUUGGUUUAUGGGGCUUUCGAAUGCUCCUGAUCCAUAGGGUGUUAGGGUCAAAAUCCGUUUCCGAUGAGAAAUGCACGGGAAAUGGACGGGAAAGCAUGAUUACCGAUGCCUCCAUUGAGACUUGUAGGUACAGGAGUUUGGUGAUUAGUAAAUUGAUUCUCCGUUUUGAAUGGGAGGUACUCGUUAAGGUUAUCCGCGGAUCGGGAUAA